GUUUCCUCCCAACAUGGCGGCCGGGACAGGUCGGCGGUGAUGGAGGCCAGUUCGCGGCCGCGGCGGGUGCUAAUCCCCACAGUAGCCAGGGUAGCCCUCCUCUCGCGGUGCCUGUGAGAGCCGCCGCCACCUAGUCCCUCAGUUCCCGGCAGACAGCCGCCCAGGCCGGGCUCCCUUACUGCCGCCAGGGCCGGAGGGACGAGUGAGAGGGGCGGCCGGGACGCGACCCCCGGGCCGGGAGAAGCUGAGGCCCGACGGGCGCGGCCCUCGACGUACGGCUUCUCGGGCGCGGUGAGGACCUCGACGCCCCUCGCCGGCACCGCGGCUGGUCCCGCUCGCCCGCCCUUUCCUGAUCCUGCCGCUGCCCUCCACGCCUCCACUCCCCCACCUCCACCCCCUCUCCUUUCUCUCUUCUCUUCCUUCUUUUCCUCCUCCUCCUCUCCAGCCGCUGGGAGCCGCGGGUCGGACGAGCCGCCGCCUCCUUCUCUGCGUCCAUGUAUGAGGGGAAGAAGACGAAGAACAUGUUCCUGACCCGGGCCCUGGAGAAGAUACUGGCCGACAAGGAAGUGAAGAAGGCGCAUCACUCCCAGCUGCGCAAAGCUUGCGAGGUGGCGUUAGAGGAAAUAAAAGCAGAAACUGAAAAACAGAGUCCUCCUCAUGGAGAAGCAAAAGCUGGAUCAAGCACCCUUCCACCAGUGAAAUCAAAGACAAAUUUUAUUGAAGCAGACAAGUACUUCUUGCCUUUUGAGUUGGCAUGCCAGUCCAAAUGUCCCCGCAUAGUUAGUACAUCUCUAGAUUGCUUACAGAAACUUAUUGCUUAUGGGCACUUGACUGGCAAUGCUCCAGAUAGUACAACACCAGGCAAAAAAUUAAUUGAUAGAAUUAUUGAAACGAUAUGUGGCUGCUUUCAGGGCCCUCAGACAGAUGAAGGAGUUCAGCUGCAGAUAAUAAAGGCUUUACUUACUGCAGUAACAUCACAACACAUAGAAAUUCAUGAAGGGACUGUACUGCAAGCUGUGAGAACAUGUUACAAUAUCUACUUAGCAAGCAAAAAUCUCAUCAAUCAGACAACAGCCAAAGCUACUCUCACUCAGAUGCUAAAUGUUAUCUUUGCACGCAUGGAAAACCAAGCAUUACAGGAAGCAAAACAAAUGGAAAAAGAAAGGCAUCGGCAGCAGCAGCAUCUGUUACAGUCUCCAGUAAGCCAUCAUGAGCCUGAAUCACCUCAACUUAGAUAUUUGCCACCUCAGACUGUUGAUCACAUAUCCCAAGAACACGAAGGGGACCUUGACCUCCAUACAAAUGAUGUAGAUAAAAGUCUUCAGGAUGACACAGAGCCUGAAAAUGGAUCUGAUAUUUCCAGUGCAGAAAAUGAACAGACUGAAGCUGAUCAGGCAACUGCAGCUGAAACAUUAUCUAAAAAUGACAUGUUAUAUGAUGGAGAAAACCAUGAUUGUGAGGAAAAGCCACAAGACAUUGUACAGAACAUUGUAGAAGAAAUGGUGAACAUUGUUGUUGGAGAUAUGGGAGAAGGGACUGCUAUAAAUGCAAGCGCAGAUGGCAACAUUGGAACGAUAGAGGAUGGUAGUGACAGUGAAAAUAUUCAAGCAAAUGGAAUUCCAGGAACACCAAUUUCUGUUGCAUAUACACCAUCCUUACCUGAUGAUAGAUUGUCAGUCUCUUCCAAUGAUACUCAGGAAUCUGGAAAUUCUUCAGGACCUUCACCUGGUGCUAAGUUUUCCCACAUUUUACAAAAGGAUGCCUUUCUAGUAUUCAGGUCAUUGUGUAAACUGUCAAUGAAACCACUGUCAGAUGGACCGCCAGAUCCAAAGUCUCAUGAACUACGAUCCAAGAUUCUUUCAUUGCAGUUACUUCUAUCCAUUCUGCAGAAUGCAGGACCUGUUUUCAGGACAAAUGAGAUGUUUAUUAAUGCUAUUAAGCAGUAUCUUUGUGUUGCACUCUCAAAAAAUGGAGUCUCUUCUGUUCCAGAGGUUUUCGAGCUUUCUCUUUCUAUAUUUCUUACUUUGUUGUCAAAUUUCAAAACACAUCUGAAGAUGCAAAUUGAGGUGUUCUUUAAAGAAAUUUUCUUAUACAUUUUGGAAACUUCUACCAGCUCAUUUGAUCACAAAUGGAUGGUUAUUCAAACGCUGACAAGGAUUUGUGCAGAUGCUCAGAGUGUAGUGGAUAUUUAUGUAAACUAUGACUGUGACUUAAAUGCAGCCAAUAUAUUUGAAAGACUAGUAAAUGAUCUAUCAAAAAUUGCUCAAGGAAGGGGCAGUCAAGAACUUGGUAUGAGUAAUGUUCAGGAAUUGAGCCUGAGGAAAAAAGGUUUAGAAUGCUUAGUGUCGAUUUUGAAGUGUAUGGUUGAAUGGAGUAAGGAUCAGUAUGUGAAUCCCAACUCUCAGACAACUCUUGGUCAGGAAAAACCCUCAGAGCAAGAGAUGAGUGAAAUCAAACACCCUGAGACAAUAAACAGAUAUGGAAGUUUAAAUUCCCUGGAGUCAACAUCAUCCUCAGGAAUAGGCAGCUACAGUACACAGAUGUCUGGCACCGAUAAUCCAGAACAAUUUGAGGUCCUAAAGCAACAAAAAGAAAUAAUAGAACAAGGGAUAGAUUUAUUUAAUAAGAAACCAAAGAGAGGAAUACAGUACCUCCAAGAACAAGGGAUGCUUGGCACCACACCUGAAGAUAUUGCCCAAUUCUUACAUCAAGAGGAAAGAUUAGACUCUACUCAAGUGGGUGAGUUCCUGGGAGAUAAUGAUAAAUUUAACAAAGAAGUCAUGUAUGCAUAUGUGGACCAACAUGACUUUUCAGGAAAAGACUUCGUUUCAGCCCUUCGUAUGUUUCUAGAAGGAUUUCGUCUUCCAGGGGAAGCCCAGAAAAUCGAUCGAUUAAUGGAAAAAUUUGCUGCAAGAUACCUAGAAUGCAACCAAGGACAAACUCUGUUUGCUAGUGCGGAUACUGCUUAUGUUUUGGCUUAUUCAAUUAUCAUGUUGACCACAGACCUUCACAGUCCACAGGUGAAAAAUAAAAUGACAAAGGAACAGUACAUUAAGAUGAAUAGAGGUAUCAAUGACAGUAAAGACCUUCCUGAAGAGUAUCUAUCAGCCAUCUAUAAUGAAAUAGCUGGGAAAAAGAUAUCAAUGAAAGAAACAAAAGAACUAACAAUCCCUACAAAAUCAAGUAAACAAAAUGUAGCCAGUGAAAAACAAAGGAGACUUCUGUAUAACUUAGAAAUGGAGCAGAUGGCCAAGACAGCUAAAGCACUCAUGGAGGCCGUGAGCCAUGUUCAGGCACCUUUUACAAGUGCAACACAUUUGGAGCAUGUGAGGCCCAUGUUUAAGUUGGCUUGGACACCUUUUCUGGCUGCAUUCAGUGUGGGUCUACAAGAUUGUGAUGAUACUGAAGUAGCCUCUCUUUGCCUGGAAGGUAUAAGAUGUGCAAUCAGAAUAGCAUGCAUUUUCAGCAUUCAGCUGGAGAGAGAUGCAUAUGUCCAGGCACUGGCAAGAUUUACCUUACUCACAGUGAGUUCCGGUAUUACUGAAAUGAAACAGAAGAACAUUGACACAAUAAAAACACUUAUCACAGUGGCUCAUACAGAUGGAAAUUAUUUAGGAAAUUCAUGGCAUGAGAUUCUGAAGUGCAUCAGUCAGUUGGAGCUGGCACAGCUUAUAGGAACUGGAGUGAAACCUCGAUACAUUUCUGGAACAGUGCGAGGCAGAGAAGGAUCUCUUACUGGAACAAAAGAUCAGGCUCCUGAUGAAUUUGUGGGUUUAGGGCUAGUUGGAGGAAAUGUGGACUGGAAACAGAUAGCAAGUAUUCAGGAAUCCAUUGGAGAAACCAGUUCUCAGAGUGUUGUUGUUGCUGUAGAUAGAAUAUUCACAGGAUCUACAAGGCUAGAUGGAAAUGCUAUUGUGGAUUUUGUCCGUUGGCUCUGUGCUGUGUCUAUGGAUGAAUUGCUUUCCACGACACACCCAAGAAUGUUUAGUCUACAAAAAAUAGUAGAAAUAUCAUAUUACAACAUGGGAAGAAUAAGAUUGCAGUGGUCUCGAAUUUGGGAAGUUAUUGGAGAUCAUUUUAAUAAGGUUGGGUGUAAUCCUAAUGAAGAUGUAGCUAUUUUUGCAGUAGACUCCUUGAGGCAGUUGUCAAUGAAGUUCUUAGAGAAAGGGGAGCUUGCUAAUUUCAGAUUCCAGAAGGAUUUCUUAAGACCUUUUGAACAUAUAAUGAAACGGAACAGGUCUCCAACAAUUCGAGAUAUGGUUGUACGGUGUAUAGCACAGAUGGUUAAUUCUCAAGCUGCUAACAUUCGAUCUGGAUGGAAGAACAUUUUCUCUGUAUUUCAUCUAGCUGCAUCUGAUCAAGAUGAAAGCAUAGUGGAACUUGCAUUCCAAACAACCGGGCACAUUGUCACCCUUGUAUUUGAAAAACACUUUCCAGCGACCAUUGAUUCUUUCCAGGAUGCCGUGAAGUGUUUGUCUGAAUUUGCGUGCAAUGCAGCUUUCCCAGACACAAGUAUGGAAGCAAUUCGACUUAUUCGCCAUUGUGCAAAAUAUGUGUCUGAUAGACCUCAGGCUUUCAAGGAAUACACAAGUGAUGAUAUGAAUGUGGCACCUGAAGACAGGGUGUGGGUGAGAGGAUGGUUCCCAAUUCUCUUUGAGUUAUCCUGUAUCAUCAAUAGAUGCAAAUUAGAUGUAAGAACCAGGGGUUUAACAGUAAUGUUUGAAAUAAUGAAAACAUAUGGCCACACUUAUGAGAAACACUGGUGGCAGGAUUUAUUUAGAAUUGUUUUCAGAAUCUUUGACAAUAUGAAAUUGCCAGAACAACAGACAGAGAAAGCUGAAUGGAUGACAACAACUUGCAAUCAUGCACUUUAUGCAAUCUGUGAUGUAUUCACUCAGUAUUUAGAAGUACUCAGUGAUGUACUUUUGGAUGAUAUCUUUGCUCAGCUCUACUGGUGUGUGCAGCAAGACAAUGAGCAGUUAGCACGAUCUGGUACAAACUGUUUAGAGAAUGUUGUUAUUCUGAAUGGUGAAAAAUUUACCCUAGAAAUCUGGGAUAAAACUUGCAACUGCACACUGGAUAUCUUCAAAACCACAAUCCCACAUGCGCUCUUGACCUGGCGGCCCACUUCUGGAGAAACUGCCCCCCGACCUCCAUCUCCUGUAAGUGAAAGGCCAUUGGAUACAGUAUCACAGAAGUCUGUAGAUAUUCAUGAUUCUUUUCAACCAAGGUCUGUGGAUAACAGACCGCAAGCACCACUGGUUUCUGCCUCUGCUGUUAAUGAAGAAGUCAGCAAAAUUAAAUCUACAGCAAAAUUUCCAGAACAAAAAUUGUUUGCUGCCCUGUUGAUUAAAUGUGUUGUGCAGCUGGAACUCAUCCAGACUAUCGACAACAUUGUCUUCUUCCCAGCCACAAGUAAGAAAGAAGAUGCGGAAAACUUAGCUGCAGCGCAGAGAGAUGCGGUGGACUUUGAUGUUCGAGUUGAUACGCAAGACCAAGGAAUGUACCGCUUUUUAACAUCACAACAACUUUUUAAGCUACUGGACUGCUUAUUAGAGUCACAUAGAUUUGCGAAAGCAUUUAAUUCCAACAACGAACAGAGGACUGCCCUGUGGAAAGCAGGAUUCAAAGGCAAAUCCAAGCCCAACCUUCUGAAGCAGGAGACCAGCAGCCUGGCCUGUGGGCUGCGCAUUCUCUUCCGGAUGUACAUGGAUGAGAGCCGCGUUAGUGCCUGGGAAGAGGUCCAGCAGAGGCUUUUGAAUGUCUGCAGUGAGGCGCUAAGUUACUUCCUCACUCUAACAUCAGAAAGUCAUCGGGAAGCCUGGACUAACUUACUGCUUUUGUUUCUAACUAAAGUUCUAAAGAUAAGCGAUAAUAGGUUUAAAGCUCAUGCAUCAUUCUACUACCCUCUCUUAUGUGAAAUUAUGCAAUUUGACUUGAUUCCUGAACUUCGUGCUGUUCUUAGAAGAUUUUUUCUGCGAAUCGGAGUAGUUUUUCAAAUAUCACAACCACCUGAACAGGAACCUGGAAUAAACAAGCAAUGAUGGGAACUUAAUAUUUUUGUUGGCGUUUACAUCCCUCCGCUCUUUAAAAGGAAGCUGGAGCUGAGGUUUCCUGCCUGAAAAAUGAUUUCUCCAGAUUGCAGUGUCUGAGAGUUACUGGUAAAGAUGCCUAGAACUCUUAUUCAAAUUUGCAACACUCCAGUCCCUUUUAGUACGGGCAGAUUUUGUGUGUUAUGUUGGCCUCAUGUUGAGCAGAAAGCCUGUUUAAACAGUGUCAGCUCAUGCUCACGGGUCCUUCCCUGUCUUCCACGGCAGGAAAAGCCCCACAUGUUUUUGGCAGGUGUGGAAGUGAAACUUACCCAAAGAACUAUAGAUGUAAAGAUUGAACUUCUACAAGAAGUACAACUCAGGAGAGCUGUAUUUUGAAGGAUAAAAUGUUUAUAAUUGGGGAGUGGGGAGAGAAGAAGAAAUUAUUGUUCAUGGUAAAAGAUAUUUAGCAACUAUGGUAUUCUUAUUCUGAAGAUUUUUGCACACUCAGGCUAUCUGAGAUACUGGUAAUCAUCCUGUGAAAAAUGUACAGAGAUGCAGGUCUGUAAUAUAAAAAUCUUAAAACAUUAUAUAGUUCUUCCUGCACUGUUUUCUUUCUUUAUUUUCUUAUUCAUUUGCUAAAUACCCAUAAUAUUUUGUCAAAUGCACUAAACAUUUGGGUGGAACUUUUUUUAUUUUGUGGGGAUUUUUAGUUUGGCCCUUUUUGGUGGGUGGUGAUUUUGAGGCUUUAACAUGCCCAGAAGCUGUUGUGGCCAACACUUCAACAACAGGGAAAAAAGGUAGAAAAUAUCCCUACUGACAGUAACUACCUGUCACAUAUUUCUCUUAGGGCUUUUAAAGAUGAGCCAUUAAAAUAGAAUGAUCCUUUAUGGACCAAAACUUGAAUCACUGCAAAAUGAAUCCAGAUUGCUGUCAUUUUCUUUUCUUUUGGGUGGUGGGGCUUGAUGUAGAUUUUAUUCUAUGUACAGAAUUUAAUGUUGAAUAUAUUAAAAUAACAAAUCUGGCAUGGUUUGCGGAGGUUAGAUUUACUGGAAAUGUACUCAUACUGUGAAUUGUGCUCUGAUGGUUAAAAGACAAGAUUGUCAAGCAUUCCGUAUUAACAGUGGAUGUAGAAAAUUUUUUCAGACAGAUAAAAUGUAUAUGGUACAGAUGUAAAGUUUUCUAUGUAAAAAAUUCUGUACAACUUUCUGUACAAUAUUGAUUCUCAUCUGGCAUAUUCUAAUCAGGUUAUAGGUCAAUAAAGUUUUUGAAAUAUUUCAUCAGUG
Rhinopithecus roxellana (golden snub-nosed monkey) is the source of this 7315-nucleotide messenger RNA. RefSeq names its product ADP ribosylation factor guanine nucleotide exchange factor 1 (gene ARFGEF1). Gene Ontology annotation, molecular function: guanyl-nucleotide exchange factor activity. The transcript has 39 exons. Lineage: Eukaryota; Metazoa; Chordata; Mammalia; Primates; Cercopithecidae. The record is from RefSeq and is a predicted model, not a curated record. Gene Ontology annotation, biological process: regulation of ARF protein signal transduction. Bases 495 to 6044 code for a protein of 1849 amino acids.